Messenger RNA from Quercus lobata, 2070 nucleotides. RefSeq names its product U2 small nuclear ribonucleoprotein auxiliary factor-like protein. Lineage: Eukaryota; Viridiplantae; Streptophyta; Magnoliopsida; Fagales; Fagaceae. The record is from RefSeq and is a predicted model, not a curated record. The transcript is spliced from 9 exons. Bases 217 to 984 code for a protein of 255 amino acids.
CAAAACUUCCUCUACAAUAUUCCCACUCCCAACUGCCAGACUCUCUCUCUCAAAAGUCUAAACUCACACAGUGACAUUAUAAAUUGGGACUUCUUCACCUCCUUCCUCUUUUCCCCUUUAUUCUUCAAUCUUCUGUUGUUAUCUGUGGAUUCUCAUCUCUUUUACUGGUAACCAAACAGAGCUUGAUUCUCUCUCUCUAUCUGUGUAUUUGCAAGCAUGGGGUUUGAAGACUUGGAGCCCAUAUUCGGCGAGCCGAAGGUGGAAUGGGAACAGGGCCAAGACUCGGUUAAGCUGCGUCCAUUUUUGUUCCACGUUUCUGCUUCUGAUCCUUCACACCUCAGAAUCCAUGUCACUGAUUUCCACUCCAAUACGUGGGAGGCCGUUAAGUCGGUUCUGCAGCUUGAAGACAUGAGGGAUAACAUUGGAAUAGGGGGCUCUUGGUCUGAGUUUGUUGACUAUGUUAUAGCUUCCAUAAAAUCUGAAGAUUUAAAGCUUGUUAUGGAGGGACAUUCUAGCUCUGGUGGUGCUGUGUAUGCAAAAUUAGUUGGUCAGAAAUUGAAAGGAAUGCCACUAAUUUCCAUUCCUCUCACAAAACUUGUGGACGCUGCUGCUAGUGAGGCUAUGGCAAAUCUGUCUCUGGAGCUCUUCAAAGCUUUCAAAAACAUGCGGCAUUCAUUAGUAGAAGAGAAAGAGCGAACUUUUCAGUUGACAAAAGUGAUAUCGGCCGAGAAGGAAAGGAAUGAAACUAUACAGAGCCAACUGGAUUACUACUCAAAGAGGCAAAAGUUUCAAAAGAAGAAUGCCACAGACAAAGCAGAUGUUUCUGCUCCUCCUAUGAGUAAUGGUUUGCAAAAUUCUCCAGACAAGCUAAAAGCUCAAGAUGCAAACUCAACAAAAGUUGUCAACCGUGUUGUGCCAGCAUAUCGCAGGGCAAAAGUAAGAGGUGCUUUUCUGCAGGAUGCUGAAGAUGACAAAGAUAGCUAGAAACUAAAGAUUUUGGAAAAUUUUGUUCACUGUUCUGUAAAUAAAAGGUUUUGAGGUUUAGAACUCUAGUUCUGAUCAAUUACUACCAAGAAAAAGAAUUCAGUGGCAGAUAGGUCCCAACUAUCUAUUAGUAUCAUGAUUCGCUUUUCUUUAUGCAAAUGAAAAUUGGUUAAUUUUUCCUUCCACCUUUAUUAUUUAAAAAAAAAAAAAAUUCAAAUUUGCAUGUCUGUAUAUUGUAUUCAUUUGGAGCAUCUUAUCUGUUUUUAAAGUGAUUUUUUUGAAUCUUUUGACUUUUCUUAAAUACCCAAGAAAGGAAGCAUUUUGAUUGGAAGUAUUACACAAUACAACAAAAUCCUUGCCUAAAACAGAGGAUGUGAUAUGCACGUACAAUGAGUAAAGGUAUGGCUUGGAUGAGCUUGUUUUCAUCAGUCAUCUUGAAAAGGUGAUGCUUUGAAAAGCUGUAGAUUCUAUUUUAUUAUGAAAAUUAGUUGAACCAAACUAAUGGACAAAAAUCUUUUCAAAUAUUAAAAUACAAUAUGUUGCAUCUUUGGCCAAACUCAGGGUUCUGAGGUUUCUGUUGUUAGAAAAUUGGUAAGAAGCUCAUGUUGAUUAUGCUUCUGCUUUUAUUUCAUGAUCCACAUUCAAAAUCACCCAUCUAAGGCAUGCCUACUUUGCUGAUUUCUUCCAUGAAGAUGCAGUAUUGAAGGAUUUUACUACAAAAGCUUGAGUUGAUUAGCUGACUAUUUGGCUAUUGAAUAAUAGAAAGGUUCAUUUGGGAAUGAGGGCCUUGCUUUCUCCAGUAGGCAGGCUAUGCUCUCCUUGAAUGAUUAGUGAGGGUGCAUGAUGUAAAUUUUGGUUGAGGAUUCUACCUGUGGAUUAGGACUGCCAAAAGAUUGGGCUACUUACGCAUUCCAUUUCUGCAUCACCAUAUAGUGCAAGCUAUGCUAAAGCCUUGGAGCAACUACAACAGCGGUAUAAAAUGUCAUUUUCAAACUCAGAAAUUUCAUUAGCACAGCCUGCUUCUGGUCAUUUGUGCUUUAUCUACUGUCCCCCCAAAAUUUCCAGCAGCGAGAAGACUUGCAGAUU